UCUUCACAUUUUACCUUAACUAGUUUUGAUCCUGAGGUGCCUCUGAUUUUCUGGGUGAUCAAAACUGUCUCUGCUUGAAGUUAGAAAUGGAUUAAUUUUUCUCAUGUAACCCUUCUCUGUUCCCCUCUUCAGGACAGUGAUGACAUUGAGGACGUGUCUCUCUUUGAUGCAGAUGAUGAUUUAUCCAGGAGAUCAAAAAAGUCAAAAAUAAGGCACCCAGUGGCAUCAUUUUUCCACUUAUUCUUCCGAGUCAGUGCCAUAGUUGUCUAUCUGCUCUGUGAGCUCUUAACUAGCAGCUUUAUUGCCUGCAUGGUGACCAUUAUCCUCCUCUUGUCCUGUGACUUUUGGGCUGUAAAGAAUGUCACAGGGAGAUUGAUGGUUGGCCUUCGCUGGUGGAACCAGGUGGAUGAUGAUGGUAGAAGUCACUGGGUGUUUGAAGCCAGAAAGGUAUCAGCACAAGGGAGUAAAACCUCAUCUGAAGCAGAGGCCCGAAUCUUCUGGUUAGGCCUGAUUACCUGUCCCAUGAUCUGGGUGAUUUUUGCCUUCAGUGCUCUCUUCUCUUUCAAAGUCAAGUGGCUGGCAGUGGUUGUGAUGGGGGUGGUGCUCCAGGGAGCCAACCUGUACGGUUACAUCAGGUGUAAAGUUGGCAGCAGGAAGAACCUGACCAGCAUGGCCACCAACUACCUUGGGAAGCAGUUCUUGCGGCAGACCGUGGCUACAGAGGACCAAACAGCAUCCUGAGUGUGGUGGAAGCCUCAAGCCAGGCUGGAUUCACAGCAGUGACCAACAGAGAACAGUUGCUCAGACCGUGAGAUUUGGGAGCUGCACACCAGGUGUGAAUCAAAAGAAGUAAAUAAAUUGUGCAAGACUUGAGGUUAACACUCCUGGCAACUUAUAUUCCGUUUUCCACUAGCAGUUUGUGUUUUAAACUCCUUUCUUUAGUUUGAUUAAUGAGAAUUAAUUCGCUUAGACUUUAAAUCAAAAAACAUCCUAGUUAGGUUUGCUGCAGGUUUAGAACUACUGGAUGAAUUAAGAGAUAAUUGCUGGAGAUUCUUCAGAAAAGCCAUGCACAAGCUGAGCCUUCUGUCACCUGGGAGCUCCUCAAGUCCUCCAGCAGCUGGUGCCUCAGAUAGUUUGUCGUGGACAUCGCUGUGUUUUGCUCUUGGAGGUUGUUGCUGCUGCUUUUCCAGUUUAGGUAGUGACCUUUUGGCCCUGCAUCCCUCAUUCCAUGAUUGGAACAGCACUGAGAGGUGUCAGUGAAGGACAGCCAGAGGAAAUGGAGCUGUUGGAUUAGUGGGAAGAUCAUGGGAGUCUCGUGGAAGCUGCAGAAAGUGAACUCUGAGCAGCUCCAGGCCCUGGUUUAUCUGAAGCAUUCACAGAUCUCACAGUAACAUCCCAAACCCCUGGAUUUAUGGGAAUCCCUGUUCUCCCUGUGGGCCUCCACUCUAUGGAGAGUGUAGCAGUUCCAGGGAAGGCUGCACACACAGUCCCACUGAGGGGAGGUGAGAGCAGCCCUGACCAACCUGUCACACUGAGGCCAUCAGGUGUCCUGGAGUGUGUGUUGGGGCCACAGGGCUUUUCCUCGGGCCAGGAGGGUGUAGGAUCAGCAGGGAUUGCGACUGACAGGGUUCCACCUUCCUGAAAUCCAUGUGGUGUGCUGAGGAGUCUGUGGGCUGGGAAAAAAGCCUUUUGUGGGAUCAUGAGACAUUGGCUUGCAGUGUUCACUGGGAUGGCAGAGAGUGGUGUGUUCUGUGUGUGGAGUUCAAAAUCUGUACAAAAGUGGUCUGUUCCUUCUUGUGGGAUUCUGUUUAAGGAGUUUGUGCUUGAAAACUUCGGAUGAGGUAUUAUAAAUGAAGAAUGUGGGUUUCUCUCUGAAUAGUGGGUGUUGUAAAUUGUGGGAUUGCAUUCACGUGGUUCCUCUCCCUGUGUUCCAGCAAUACUUGGGAGCUGUACAUUUAACUCUUUGGAUUGAUACCUUCCUUUUGUAAAUAAAAGUAUUUAUAAAAUCUUGAAAUUAAAACAAUGCUUUGUUUAACCAGAGCA
This is a messenger RNA of Empidonax traillii (willow flycatcher), 2043 nucleotides long. RefSeq names its product trans-golgi network vesicle protein 23 homolog B (gene TVP23B). Gene Ontology annotation, biological process: vesicle-mediated transport; protein secretion. Gene Ontology annotation, cellular component: Golgi membrane. Bases 310 to 741 code for a protein of 143 amino acids. The transcript is spliced from 6 exons. The record is from RefSeq and is a predicted model, not a curated record. Lineage: Eukaryota; Metazoa; Chordata; Aves; Passeriformes; Tyrannidae.